Diatraea saccharalis (sugarcane borer) is the source of this 1773-nucleotide messenger RNA. Lineage: Eukaryota; Metazoa; Arthropoda; Insecta; Lepidoptera; Crambidae. The record is from the annotation of a GenBank genome assembly.
AUGUCCACUAGUAGGUUAGAUGCAGUGUAUCGAAGUAUUUUACUUACAAAAUUUUUCACAAAAGGUUGGGGUAAACCUGAGAAUUUACGCAGGUUAUUUGAGUUCAGAAAAGUAGUAUCCAAUCGUGAUGAAUGCUUCAAACUAAUAGAACGAGAUUACCCAGUCACUAUCACAAAGGAACAAAAUUUCACAGACUGCCAUCUCCUUGAAGGAUACUUCAUCACACCAUUAGAGCGUUACCUUCCUGGCAUUGUGCCAGAGAUUGCACAAAAAGCCCAUUUUCAAGUUAUACUACCGGUUCAUUGGCCAGAGCCCACAUGCAAACCUGUUUGUCUCCAUCUUGCUGGUACUGGUGAUCAUUUUUUCUGGCGGCGACGGAAUUUGAUGGUAAAACCUCUACUCAAGGAAGCAGGGAUUGGCGGGAUAAUACUAGAGAACCCCUUUUAUGGCUUACGGAAACCUAUAGAUCAAGUUCGGUCUUCACUGCACAAUGUGUCAGACAUAUUCGUGAUGGGUGGGUGUUUGAUACUCGAGUCACUUGUUUUAUUCCAUUGGUGUGAGCGGAAUGGACUGGGCCCCCUUGGUGUUACUGGCCUAUCCAUGGGCGGACACAUGGCAUCUCUAGCAGCUACAAAUUGGCCUAAGCCGUUAGUGCUUGUACCUUGCUUAUCGUGGUCUACUGCCUCAGCAGUCUUUUUGCAGGGUGUAAUGUCGCAAUCAAUCAACUGGGAUCUUUUGGAAGACCAAUAUCUUUCAGACGGAAUUUACAGAGAAAAACUUUCUAAAAUGGUAACUAUAAUAGAUGAAGCGUUUUUAGCUGGCAAGAAAUUUGCACGCUCAUAUUCGCAUAACAUGGAGAAAACACAGGACCAAUCUAAAACAAAUUUCAAUGCAAACAAUGAUAAAAACGUUGAUGUCACUUACAGAGAACCGAAUAGUGCCAAAGAUGUCACCGAAGUGACUAAAAAUAUACACCCGAGUGAUAAUAUCAGUAAAAUUUGUCCCAAUACAGAAUACGACAACCACUUAGCGGUAGUACACGAAGAAUUGAAGAAAUUACUUAAUGAGGAUAAAAUUAAUAAAGAGCUUUACGACAAAUUGAUGUCCAACGAGAAAUUUCAGCUAGAAUCCAAAGAUAUUGAAGAUAUAAACAAAUUAACUGAAGUUCGUAUAAAGGAAUUAUUAUUGAAAUAUAAAGUUGCACUCAUACAAAAUGAAAUCAAUGAUACAAAAGAUGAAAUAUCUAAACAAGAAGCUCUAAAAAAAGAUGCUCCUCCUCUCCAGAAAUCUUGGGAAAGUAAUUUAAAUAUGGAACUGCCAAAAACAAGUGAUGUAUCCAAAGAAGAAACGGUUACAAAAGUAAAAAAGAAUGAAUGGAAGUGGAACAUUUCAGAGCUAACUUCGGACUUUUGGGUGAACUUGCCAUUUUUGAAAUCGAAUGAAAAGAAGAUCGAUAUAAAUAAAAUACAUUGGAGGGAUCGAGAGGCAUUACAGUUUAUGCGAGGCAUUAUGGACGAGUGCACGCAUCUCAGCAACUUCUCUGUUCCAUAUGACACUUCUUUGAUUAUUGCGGUGUGCGCUAAACAUGAUGCGUACGUACCGCGCGAUGAUGUAGGCACUCUAGAAGAAAUAUGGCCGGGAGCGGAAGUGAGAUACGUGGACGCCGGACACGUAUCCGCUUAUAUACUCCACCAAUCAUUAUUCAGAGCAUGCAUCAAAGAAGCUUUCGAACGAUCGAAAAGAAAAUGGAAAGACGGCAAACAUAUCGACUGA